Molecule: messenger RNA, 2688 nt
Organism: Pochonia chlamydosporia 170
Lineage: Eukaryota; Fungi; Ascomycota; Sordariomycetes; Hypocreales; Clavicipitaceae
Exons: 1
Coding region: 1-2688 (895 amino acids)
Source: RefSeq, a predicted model, not a curated record
AUGGACGGAUUCUCGAGAUCAACAGGCCGGCCUGACGAUACUAGAGUCCCUAACAACGACCAGGAACAGCAACUUGGUCAAUAUUACAUGGGCACAACUACCGACACCGAACUACCUCAAAUCAGUAUUGGAGAAGAUGGACAAGCAUGGGCGCUUGACCCGACGGACAUCUCUGAACAGUGUCACGUCGAAGACUACUUGGCCUAUAAAGAGUUCGCCAACGCUCACCACAGCGAUGUAGAACUAGACAACUUUGUCGCAAUGCCUCCCCCUUCCCUCUGUGUUGCAGGAGACUCGCAUAGCAUCUCUGGUGCUGAGGAUGCGCAUUUCCAGUCAAACAUGGAGAUGCCUAACACAGCAAUGACACGGUCAGAGAUUUCGCACUCGCCUGCUGCAACGGGAUAUGGGGAGAAUGCAAGCUACAUGUUCAGCAACGAUCCAAACUUUGACGAAACCUCCCUCCCGGUCCCGUCUUAUACUCCCAACAUUGUGCAACCUGGGUUCGUGCCCAUUAAUCAAGUUGCACCAUAUCAGGGACAAAUGACUCAACAAGCACCAACUCAUCUCCCUCCGGUCCAACACUUGGAUCAAGGCUCAGUGUAUUCGCCGAUGCCUGGGGUGAGUGAACGAAGAGACUCAUAUCACUAUUCUGACCCCACCGAAGCAAUCUAUCGCCCUGCUUCUUUGAUUCCUAGCCAGUACGCUUCUCAAGCUGCGAGUGUUGAUGCUGGUGUGAUGGGCAUGGGUAGAUCUCUGCCUGUGCCUCGCGCUCUUCUUCAACAAUCGCAAGGGAAUUUGCCGUAUGCAGCACCAAAUUCGGCGUACAAUCCUCCACCUCCGAGCCCUCAUCCGGCAUCUACUUACUUCGGUGAUGUAAGUGGACAAGGCAUGUACAUGAUGAACGUUGUUCAGCCAGUGCAGCACGGGGGGGCUGUCUCCGGCAGCAGUAACAUGCCCGGACAUUUCGGCGGUAAAUACUCCAGGGAAGGAGACCCAGAGAGAGCCUCCAGGGAAGAAGACUCAGAGGGAGCCACCAAAAACAAAGAAAAAACGAAGGAAACCCCAUGGUACGAUGCAUUUGAGUAUGUUCUCAUAGGGAACUCCCAGCGCCCACCACGGCCAUUUGGCAACCAAACUACAUCUAGACUCCACACCUUCACCUACGGAAAUUAUGGACAAUUGGAAGCUGGAAAGAAAUACAGUACCGAGGAAAUCAGGGAAUACGUCAACGAAAAGGUAUCCAAGGAAAAGCCUAAUCGGAUUGUGGCUGGGGAGAAUGCACAAACAAGGGUAUCGGCCAAACGUUUCGCCAUGUGGAUCCAAUCUGCGCCAGCUCAAUGCAGAAAUCGCCUGGGUCCAGAUGAUAAUGAAUGCAGGUGGGAUCAAUGUCUCGAAGGGAAGAAUAAAGCCGGAAAGAACUGUCGAAACGGAAUUAAGUCGGGCUGGCUCCGUGUUGCUAUGGAUGAAUAUCCACAACUGAGAGACGAGGGCCUUCUGGAUGCAUUGAAACCGGCCGCUGUUCUUCACCUUUACUGCUUCGAGCGAAUUUUCCCGAGGGCACGCAUUGUCGAAUUCUACCAGAAGGAGUUUCUGCAGAUAGAUAAGAAAGUCGAAUUCACGACAUGUAAUGGGGUGAAAGAGAAGAACUAUGCGAGCAUAGUCAGAGACUCGGGCGAUGGCGUGACAAAUUCCAUCAAUGCGUGGUUUGAUGAGCAGCUGAAGAUCUCAGGUCCUGUCUCCGAGAAAAAUUCCUCAAUUGAUAAGGGUUGGGUAGAUCCUCUGGGUCACAAGACCGAUCCUGGUACGACUUUCGAGUGGCAUCAAAGCUCCCUCUCCGCCGCCAUUACUCGUUUUCACGUUGGACGGAAGUCCAAAGAGAACGUAGGGACCAGACAAAGAAAGCGGGAUGUACAAAACGAGGAAUUGCCAGACGGUUGUGAGAAAACCUUGGAUUACCAUCUUGGCAGCUUACAUGAGGAAAGGGAGAGAGCCAUGAGACGGAAAGCUUGGGACAAAACUGAGGACGGCGUGAGAAGAGCUGCAAAUAAGAAAGCAGAACAAGAACGAGAUGCAAAAGAGAAAGCGCAAAAAGCCGCCGAGAAAGCGGCGCAAGAAGCCGCCGAGAAAGGCAGAUGGGGUGUUUUCGAGACCAUAGAACGCACAAAAACGAAGCAAUCGCGGCGGCGGGGAAGAAAACCGGCAAAGGAGUCCACAGUCAGCACCGACACGCCAGACCGGUCUGUUGAACGGUCUGUGUCAGGGCCGCGUCGAGCAAGAGAAAUAGAGGUAUAUCAAACCACGCCCACUCCUUCAAUGCAGCCGAAUGCAUGUAUUUCUAUGGAGCCUACAGCUCGUUACGGUGCUUUGCUUCCGGGUGAUUUUGGUCCCCAUCCCACCUACGCGGAUUUCCCGUCUAUCAAGGAACACUUCUACAUGCAAAACAACCCUCACAUGCAGCCUGCAGCGCCAAUGGCCAACAUGCUGCCAUCCGAGACGCUGUUGCCGCCAAUGACGACAAUGCCGUCGCACAUGUCAACUCCCGAGCCGCCGAUGAGACAGCCACUUGUUGACACAAGCGCAGACAACUCCCAGAGGCCGUUUGACGCGUACGCCGAGCCAAGGGGGAAGAAACGACCAAGGAAUCGGAACCAAGAUGACGGGUUGCCCGGGAAGAGAAUGCGUCAUUAG